Beta vulgaris subsp. vulgaris (sugar beet) is the source of this 2973-nucleotide messenger RNA. RefSeq lists its product as hypothetical. Lineage: Eukaryota; Viridiplantae; Streptophyta; Magnoliopsida; Caryophyllales; Amaranthaceae. Gene Ontology annotation, biological process: regulation of response to reactive oxygen species. The transcript is spliced from 18 exons. The record is from RefSeq and is a predicted model, not a curated record. The coding region runs from base 461 to 2650 and encodes 729 amino acids.
CAUUCAACAAUCAACAGUACACGAAAUGCAAUUGCAUCCAUUAAACUGAAUGGCACUCUUUUAUGCGUAAAGCAUAUGAAAACUAUCCCAAUUUCUUCUUUUUUUCUUCUUUCAUUUUUGGAUUCUCCCCCCCUUUUUUUAUUUUUAUUUUUAUUUUGAGAAAUCAACCUGAAAGAAAAGGAAAAUUAAAAUCCAAAUUUCACUAAAAAAAAUUGGAAAUUUGUUGGCUAUAAACUUAACUACUAUUACCUACUCUCAAUUUCUUUCUAUUUCCUCUGUAUAUUUAGAUACCCACCUGAAUUUUCCUGUUUUGAAUCGUCAAAUUGAGUAUGAAAGUUUAAAAUCAAGUUGAUUUUGACUUUUUUUGAUUAAUAAGUUUUCUGGGUUUUUGAAGGAAUUGACGGUUGCGUGUUGUUUUGAUACUGGGUCAUUCUGAAAGUUUUCCUCAGAUCUUGUUUAAAUGGCGGCCAUACUAGCUUCACAGAGCUCUUGUUGCCGCAAUAUGGAGUUAUGUCAACAAAGAACAUCAGUUGAUGACUUUAGUGCUUCAUGCUCAAUCUCUGGGAGAAGAUUUCACAAGUUUGAGAGGUCUGUCAGUAAUCUACCGGCAUUUCGCAAAGGCUUGAGUUUUCAGGUGGUGAUGCGACAAACCAAGGAGCCAGCAGACUUGGAAAGCAAUAAUCGGCCAGUCACAAUGUUGCCAACUAAUGAAGUGCUGAAAAAUUCAAGGAAUUCAUCUACUAACAAAGCUAAAUCAGUGAAUGGUAUCAAGCAGAAUAUUAAUGGAGCAAGCAAGGGCAUCAAUGGAGCAAGCAAGGGCAUCAACGGAUCAAGCAAGCAGAUUAAUGGAGUGAGCAUAGUUAAGAGAGAAGCUGCUUCCUCCUUGGUUCAGAGGUCAAAAGUUCUAGUUGAUCCAGGACUUCCUCCUCUAGAGGAGCCAAGGGUAAUGCCAAGUGAUGCAGGGUUUAGUUGGGCGAAUGACAACUACAAUUCUGUCCAAAGGUCUAUCGAUGUCUGGUCAUUCGUUCUUUCUCUUCGUAUACGUGUUUUACUCGAGAAUUCAAAAUGGGCAUACAUAGGUGGAUUGGAUGAAGAGAAGCAAAAGAAAAGAAGGAAAAAAACUGCUGCAUGGCUGAGGGAACGUGUGCUGCAGCUUGGUCCUACUUUUAUUAAAGUGGGGCAACUAUCAUCUACAAGAUCUGAUCUAUUUCCUCGAGAGUACGUGGAUGAGCUUGCCAAGUUGCAGGAUAGAGUCCCUGCGUUUUCAUCAAAGAAAGCAAGAGAGUUCAUUGCUGCCGAGCUUGGAGCCCCUGUUGACAUUCUCUUUAAGGAAUUUGAAGACCAGCCAAUUGCUGCUGCUAGUCUUGGUCAGGUUCAUCGAGCUAUCUUGCAUAACGGGGAGAAAGUAGUCGUAAAAGUUCAAAGGCCUGGCUUGAAGAGGCUUUUUGAUAUUGAUUUGCAAAAUUUGAAGCUGAUAGCAGAAUUUUUCCAGAAUAGUGAAUCUCUAGGGGGUCCAACUAGGGAUUGGAUUGGUAUAUAUGAAGAAUGUGCGACAGUUCUGUACAAAGAAAUAGAUUACAUCAACGAAGGUAAAAAUGCUGAUCGAUUCCGCCGGGAUUUUCGAAAUGUCAAAUGGGUUCGAGUCCCUGUGGUCCACUGGGAUUACACUGCCUUAAAGGUAUUGACCUUGGAAUAUGUUCCAGGUAUUAAAAUAAAUAGGUUGGAUAAGUUGGAUGCGCGUGGCUAUAAUCGUCCUCAAAUCGCGUCACGUGCUAUUGAAGCAUACUUAAUUCAGAUACUGAAAACAGGCUUCUUCCAUGCUGACCCUCAUCCUGGAAAUCUUGCUAUUGAUAAGGAUGAAGCAAUCAUCUAUUAUGAUUUUGGAAUGAUGGGAGAAAUUAAAACUUUUACGCGAGAGAGAUUGCUGGAUUUGUUUUAUGCUGUUUAUGAGAAAGACGCAACAAAGGUGAUGAAAAAUCUCAUUGAUCUUGGAGCACUUCAGCCUACAGGAGAUCUCUCAGCGGUGAAGAGAUCAGUACAAUACUUCUUAGACAAUUUGUUGAGUCAAACACCAGAUCAGCAGCAAACUUUGGCUGCAAUUGGCGAGGAUUUAUUUGCCAUUGCCCAGGAUCAGCCCUUUCGCUUUCCAUCGACCUUUACCUUUGUCAUUAGAGCAUUUUCAACUCUUGAAGGUGUUGGCAAAUUUGUUGACCCAAACUUCUCCUUUGUGAAGAUUGCUGCACCUUAUGCACAAGAGCUCCUCGAUCUUAAAGAAGGGCGACGUACUGGAGUUCAGCUUGUGCGGGAGAUAAGGAAACAAGCUGAAGAUGCCAGAGACUACACUGUAUCUAUGCCGUACCGAGUCCAGCGCAUAGAAGAGUUUGUUAAGCAACUCGAAACAGGAGACUUAAAGCUGCGAGUACGGGUUCUUGAGUCUGAAAGAGCGGCUCGGAAGGCGACAAUAUUGCAAAUGGCAACCAUGUACACAGUUCUGGGUGGUACCCUGCUGAACCUGGGGGUCACCUUCAGCAGCCAAGGAAGUGAAAUGGUCGCUAAUGGUUCAUUUGUAGGCGCAGGUGUUUUCUUGACAUUGCUUAUCAGGUCCAUGCAAAGAGUGAAGAAGCUUGAUAAGUUUGAAACGAUGAUAUGAUACUCGAAUUCCUUCGUAAAGCACUGUAGAAAAUAUGUAUACUCUAUGUAGGUAUAGUGUAGAUAAUAGCUCAAAGGUAAAUGCCUUCUCAUAUGAUGAAGUUGGGAGGGGGAGUACAUAGCCAUUGUCAUGGUAAUGUAGUUUAUACGAGGAAGAACACACCGUAUGGAUGAAGAUGGACAUCACAAUUAUACUUUUACUGUGAUAAAGUCCAUGGAUCAUUAGUGUUUUUGUCAUCCAUUAAAAACUCCAAUUAUUCAUUUAUUUGUAUUGAUGUUUUAUAAACAUGUUGGCCUUUUGCAAUACUAUUUCUUUCAAAGUUA